Messenger RNA from Rhododendron vialii, 1137 nucleotides. RefSeq lists its product as uncharacterized. The transcript is spliced from 2 exons. The coding region runs from base 678 to 1133 and encodes 151 amino acids. Lineage: Eukaryota; Viridiplantae; Streptophyta; Magnoliopsida; Ericales; Ericaceae. The record is from RefSeq and is a predicted model, not a curated record.
CGAAAUGUGCAAGGUCGUAUACAUGAGUUACGUGAAAGUUGGAAUGCUUUUCGUAACGGAUCCUUGAAAAUCCAAAUCAUCUGAUCGAGCUGACGAUACAAAGCUGAGAAAUGUGGAAGGUGGUGCCACAUCUUCGGGCAGAUCAAACCAGCCGCAUUGUUCUGGUAAUAAUGUAUCUGAAAGAGGGGCUUGAUGAUGUAGUCAAAGCAUGGAAAAUGUUGGAUGCAGCCAAGUCAAUGGAACAGGUUCAUGGGAAAACCAGCAUUGUUCUUAAGUCCUCGAAAGAUAAUUUAAGCAAAGUAAAAUUACCCCAGUCGGAAAAGCUAAACCAAGUUCUAGCCUUCUGGUAUGAAGUAGCAAACCUCUUCGGGCCAAGGAUCUUGUGAAAAAUAGAUCACGAAAGCAUAACUGAUGCUAUUCUUCUGUACAAGGAACGGUUUGUCGUAAACCUCAGAUAGAUGUAGAGGCACAGUAUUAUUACUCUGAAGAGGAUUUUGAAAUUCAACGAGAUUUCUCCAAUCUCUCAAUCACCGGGAGACCAUAUCCACGUGUCAGUUCUAGAUAAUGUUUGCCAUGGAAAUGUAGGGAAGCCAGCAGAAGGAAGAUUAUGCGCACAACCAGCGGAUGGUUUACAUGAGCUUGACGGAUCUGUUUGAUUGGUUUCUCCAGCUGGGCCAAUGACUUCAGGUUCUAACUCAACUUCUGCCAAACUGGAAGUGUCUUCGUCCUCCUAUAUGGGACUUCCAAAUGAAAAGGCUAGAAUGGAAAAAAGUUGUGCUGGAAGCAAGUCUAUACAAGAAGAUGAUGCCAAGAGUGCGAUUCAGUCUCUUGUCAAGCUCAAUCUGAAGCUUCUGACCAGAGAUACACCAAUAGGAGUGGAUGCAUUUAAGGGAAUGGCAAGACUUUCUACUCACUCCUUCUUAGCCGCAUGUGGUUUAGAAUGGCCAAAACCUGGUGUUCGUUCCUUUCCGAGCUCUGUAUGUUGCCAUGGUAAUCAAGUUGAAGUUCAACAACUCCGUAGAAUGUCCACAGUAAUGCCUAGCUCUUGCAGAGAAUGUUUUUAUGUCUUUGUCAAGGAUGUCGUUAACGUGGUUAUGAUUGAGAAAAUAGGCCAUGUCAAAACGCCGCAUUGAGGCG